Physcomitrium patens is the source of this 1136-nucleotide messenger RNA. RefSeq names its product 17.4 kDa class I heat shock protein. NCBI's taxonomy places the organism in Eukaryota, Viridiplantae, Streptophyta, Bryopsida, Funariales, Funariaceae. The record is from RefSeq and is a predicted model, not a curated record.
CGGGAACCAUCUGCUUCCAAUUCUACACUCUUCCUUGCUUCCUUCCUUUCCGACGCCCUCUGCAAUUCCCUCGGUCCGCCCUUGCAUUGUGCAUUCUGGAGUAGUAUAUAUAGUGGCUCUCGGCGUCAGAGCGCGCAUCGUUGAUUGCAACACGGACUGAGUUGUUACGAUCGGAGUGUGGUUGACGAAGUGUGUCCAGUUGUGGUCUUCAGCUUUCUGAGAGAUAGUUUGGCAGCUGAGAUUUUUGUGAGCGUCCAUUGUGGGAGGUUAUUCGUUCAAGUAGGUCGGCCGUUCCUUGAACUCCGAGGCUCUUAGGUCGCAGCUUGGGGUGAGACGCGGUUGAGUGCAUUUUCUUCGGGUCCUGCGUUCUUGAGAGGUCGAGGCAGACAUGGCUCUAUCGCUGUUCGGCGGUCGUGGCAACAGUGUGUUCGAUCCCUUCGAGUUCGGCGGUGUGUGGGAUCCUUUCUCGGUGCUGGAGAGCGGGCCGUCCCGGCGAUUUGCAGGCGACGCGCAGGCCGUGGCGAACACGCGGAUCGAUUGGCGUGAAACGCCGGAGGCGCACAUCUUCAAAGCGGACCUGCCUGGGCUGAAGAAGGAAGAGGUGAAAGUGCGAGUGGUGGAGGGGAGGACGCUGGAGAUCAGCGGCGAGAGGAAGAAAGAGGAGGUGCAGAAGGGCGAUACCUGGCACCGGGUGGAGCGUGCGCAGGGCAGUUUUAUGCGACGGUUCCGGCUGCCGGAGGGCACCAACACGGACGAAGUGAAGGCGCAGGUGCAGGACGGAGUUCUGACGGUGACAGUUCCCAAGCUUCAGGAACCGAAGCCACAAGUGCGCCAGAUAGAGAUCGCGUGAGGCGUGAAGGUGUGAUGGUGUGCUACAUACUGGGUCGCGGAACGUGUACAUAGAAACGGGAACGAGCGCUGUCGCGGGAUUUGUUACAGUGCGGAAGUAGGAAUAGGCAGCAUCCUGCAGCAUGCGCAGGGUGACUUUGAAAUGUGUGAAACGAAUGAGAGGGAUGUGAAUGAUGGAAGAUACUUGUGAACGCUGGGGCUUGCGAUGGAGCCGCCCCGGGCCAUUGUACACGAAUGAAGGAGAAUGUGAAUAAAAGAGACAUGCUGCUUAGAGCGGUUAAUCGCAA